GCGGACGCGUGUGGACGUCGUUUUCCGUUGCUUCGCUCAGCGCCGGCGAGUGUUUUGAAAAAUAUCUGUGAAUCCGAAUCCGAAUCGGGAUUAUUUCGAACCUGUGCUGUGUGCGGUGCAUCUGUGCAUGUGUGAAAGUGAAAACGAAAUGCAAUAAAGAAUGAAAAUGAGCACGGUGCAUGAGUUUCCCUGAAAAUCCAUCCAAAGAAAAUACACAGCGCAGCAAGAAAUCGAGGCUGAAAGAGCGUGCAAAAGCAGAAAGGCCAAUAUUAUUUUUCCACACGCACAAAAAAGAGGAAAAUAAACCCUCUCCAAAAAACCAGCCAAAAUGUCCGCCAAGACGUCACCUUCAAGCUCGCGAGAUGCCAACAUGGGAGCUUCCAGUGUGGUGCCCGCCUCCGUUCAGAUCAAAAAGGAACUGCCCAGCGAUGAGAUAAAGGAAUUCGCUCACAACACCAUGAACGAGCUGCUCGGAUGGUAUGGAUUCGAGGGUGUGGAUGUGGACAGACUGGAUCUGACCGCCAAGACGUCCCGCCUGCUGCAGAGUGCUGCCGCAGCAGCGGUGGCCAACCAACAGCAGCAACAUCAUCACCAGCAACAGCUCCAGCAGGAGCAGCAGCAGCAUCUGGAGAGGAAGCGGAGCAGUCUCUUUCGCAGCAGCCGUGCUCUGGCGGCGGCCUAUCUCAACAAUAACAACAGCAAUAGCAGCAGCAACAAGAAUAAUGGAGCAGGAGGAGCAGCCAGUGGAGCAGGAGCAGGACCAGGAGCGGGAGCGGGAGUGGGAGGAGGAGUAUCUGGUAAUGGCAGGAAGGCAGGCCUGCAAAAUUGCAGCAGCACCACAACGACGCCCUCGGAUCAUGAUACGCGGAGUUCAAGGGAGGAGGACUCUAAGAGUCCCCUCUCCAUAGGGAAAACAGCGGGUCUGCCGCAUACGGAGGAGAAAAUAGACUUCAGCAACUGCUGCUGGUGCCAUCGUCCCAUUGCCGAGAAUGCACCGGAUUACCUGACCAGCAGCGAUGGACCCCGCUACUGCUCCGAGUCCUGCUUUGCCCAGAGCCGGCGGGCAUCCUUCAAGAAGGCCAAGACCUGCGACUGGUGCAAGCACGUCCGUCAUGCUGUGAGCUAUGUGGACUUCCAGGAUGGCGCCUCUCAGCUGCAGUUCUGCUCGGAGAAGUGUCUCAACCAGUACAAGAUGCAGAUCUUCUGCCACGAAACCCAGACACACCUAGACCUGCAUCCGCAUCUGCGGGAUCAGGUCCUGGAUCCGGGCAGUGAAGCUGGUCUGAUAACGCCGGAUCUGUGGCUGCGCAACUGCCGGAGUCGAUCGGCCUCGCCCGCCUCCACGUUGUCGGUGUCGCCGGGUCCGCCACCGGCAGCUUCUUCCAGUCGGGGUCCGGACUCAUCGCCGCCGCCGUCUGCGCCGCCUAGUCAUCAUCCCAGCAAACCCCUGAUCUCAGUGGCGCCAGUCUCCAAACUGCUGGCCCAGAAAAGUCCUGUGCCGGCCGUGGCUCCUCCGCCGCCGCCACCACCGCUCCAGCGACAGUUGGGCUCCAAGUUGGGACGCCGAAAGCGUCAGCAUCGAGGUCUCUCCUCGUCGUCGGGCUCGGAAACAGUGGCCAGUUUGCUGCAGAAACAGCAGCAGCACCAGCAACAACAGCAGCAGCAGCAGCAGGCACAACAACAGGCACCUCCAACCCUAACCGCUGACUUUGCCGGCUCCAGUGUUCCCUUGCCUCCCAUCUCGCCCAUGCCAAAUAUGCAGGAAUCGCCACAGCAACAACAGCAACAGCAGGCACCUCCUGCGGUGCCGCCUCCCCAAGCUCUGCCCCGAGGACCAACCGCCAUCCCGGCCAGCUACUUUGCCACGCCCUCGAACGGCGUGCCCAUGGGUGGCCAUCACUUUGUAGGUCGUCCGCCACCGCCGCCGCAUCAUUUCCUGCCUCCACCGCCGCAUGGCAUGAUGCCCAGGGGAUUUGCUCCGCACUUUGGGCCACCACUUCCUCCGCAGAUGCCGGAACUGGGCGCCUUGCUUGGAGGUGUGCCUCCUGUGACAGUGAUGGUGCCGUAUCCCAUUAUCAUACCUUUGCCCAUACCCAUACCCGUGCCUCUACCCAUCAUUGACUUCUACAAGGCCCACCUGACACCCGAGCAAAGUAAGUGUUUCGAUGAGGAGCAGGCGGCGUCAUCCAGGAGAGAAGAGGAGGCAAACCAGGGUGAAUCAGAGCAACCACAGCCGCUGGACUGCAGUAGCAGGGCAAAGAGCGAACAGGAGCUGGAGCUGGGCAGGCAGGAAGAGGAGGCCCCACCGGAGCCCCAAGAAGACAAGUCAUCUGACAAGGAACAGAACGAGGAGCAGAAGGAAUCCAUACCAAAGACAAAUCCAGAUAUAGACACCACGCCCGCAUCGCCGUCUUCCGUCUCGCCAGAGUCGUCGUCCUCCUCGCUGGAGACGCACUGCAUCGUGCGUGACUCCCCACACUCCGAUCCCGAGGUGGACGGCCAGAAACUGCCCAAGCUGAAGAUCACGCGGCUGCAGACAAAGCGAACCCUAAUCCAAACCAAAGAGGCGGCCGCCGAGUGCAGUCGACCGCUGCGCAAGCGCAAGAGGAUCAUUGACUGUGACUUUCAGAAGAUGGCUGUCAAGGAGCUGGAGGACAGUGAGGCGAACAGCAGCAAGGAGACAGAGGCAGAUGCCGAGUGCAAUAUGACUAACAAUGGCAAUGCUAAAGCUAAAAAGUAGACUUAGACCCCUAGGAUAUAUCCUUAUUUAGUUGUAGAAUCUAUUUAUGUGAGAAAGAGGAAAACAGAGAGAAAAGAAGGAGAAAGAGAAAGAGUAGGCACAAAGUGCACGGAGGUAAAUCUCUGGAUUGAAUCGAAAUAAACUAAAGUAUAUAACUUAUGA
Molecule: messenger RNA, 2902 nt
Organism: Drosophila serrata
Lineage: Eukaryota; Metazoa; Arthropoda; Insecta; Diptera; Drosophilidae
Gene: Sobp
Product: Sine oculis-binding protein
Biological process (GO): animal organ development
Cellular component (GO): nucleus
Source: RefSeq, a predicted model, not a curated record